AUGCAACAGUGUUUCGGGAAGUCGAAGGUUGAGGUUUGUUUCGAGGAAGGUGUCGGAAACUUCCGAGGAUCCACCCCGCAGAAGCACCUGCUACCAGAGGGCCGAAUCAUCGACAUGGAGCGGGGGAAAACGCUGGGCGGAAGCAGCACCAUCAACUACAACAUGUGGGUGCGCGGUGCGCCGGAGGACUUCGACCGCUGGGCGGCAGACUAUGGCUGCGACGGCUGGAGCUACGAAGACGUGCUUCCGCACUUCCGGGCAAUUGAAAAGAUGGAGGGCAGCCCCGGCUUUUCUGUCGAUGCCAGGUAUCGUGGCGAGGCGGGCCCCGUUGCGGUCGCCGAGGUUCACCCGGUACCAGCAGGAGUGGACAAAUUCCUCGCCGCCUGCGAGAGCGUGGGAGCCCAGCGCGGCGACUACAAUGGGCCAACCAUAACCAACGUGGCUGGGUGCACGCAGCCCCUCAGCAGCCUAGAGUUGAGGCCCGUUAUGUUGGGCGCUGUUUGUCCGGCCGAUGGCUGUUCGCAUGUCGGGGGUCUUUGGGACCAAGUUCCCCGCCUUGCCUUGAUAUGCCUGGAAAGUGCCUUGAGAUGCUUAGAAGGGGGCUGGCCCACAUAA
Molecule: messenger RNA, 615 nt
Organism: Symbiodinium natans
Lineage: Eukaryota; Dinophyceae; Suessiales; Symbiodiniaceae
Source: the annotation of a GenBank genome assembly